AUGUUACCAUGUAACUUGACUUCAGUAUAAAUAUUUGCUUUAGAUGAUGUUGAAUGUCAAACAUGCUUCCUUUCCCAGCUCCCCACCCCAAUUAAAAACCAACCCCAAAUAAUCCAGGGGUAUUUUUCAACCUAGCUAAAGGCCCCCAGUGAGCUGCACUCUUGAAAAUCCAUUUGUCAAUUUGGCUUUCACUGAUUUCUCACUUUAUCCUUGCUUAUAUUGGUUGCAACCAGCCUGCGUUAGUUGUGCUUCGCUUCCAUUGAAAUCAGUGGGACUUACCAAGUCAUGUAUAGCUUGUUCCAUUAAACUUGGAUGCCACUGGAAUCAAUGGAACAAAUAAUGAUUUAACAAACCCUCUUAAAUUAAACAGGAAUUGAGUUCGUCUGAAUCCAGCUCAAAGUUUCUCAACCAGUCCCUAGAACCACGAUCAGCCAUCCCACCUGCAACUGUAAGAUAGCUUUGUUCACAUUGCUUUUCAAGAUUUUUUCCUCCACUUUCCCAGGCAGUCAUGGGAUUCUUCUUUCUGAGCAAUGGUGUUGCUUCUGGGAUUCCCUGACUCCAGUCAGCUGCAGCAUGGGAUGCAUAAGGAAUCCUAGUGCACUUAUAUUCUUGCCCUGGAGAUGAUGAGCAGAGCAGGGAUCACUGAUUCCUGAGGUCUCCUUGCCUAUCAGCGGAUCGCCCAAGCCAAACAGCAGCUGCUUGACCUAUCUUCUGAAGGCAGGAGAACAGGACAACAGCAAGCUCUCCUAGGGAGUUUUACAGACCAGAUGCUACCUCAAGUAUGUUGCAUUGAAGGAUCUGUGUCUUCACUAAAAGUGGGAGCCAGUAAUUUCUCCCCAAUGAAAUCUGAUUCUAUUACUUGGGCUAGGUCUCCUCACUUCUUCCAAAGGGCAUAGAUUGUUGUUUAAAAUUUGAAUGCACCCUUCAGAUCUCUCUCAACUCACUAGUGUACCUUGACCCCUAACUUGGGAGCUGCUGAUCUAAGGAUUGCUGCCAGAGUUUCUGUAACAUUAGUAAUGAUUCCCAAAUGAGCUUGUAACUCAGGUGAAUGAAGACUGACUUGGGAUUGAAUUACUUUCAGGCUGCCAUGGUGCUCAUUUUUAACUCUCAAUAUAGAAUACACUCCAAUGAUCUACCAUAUACUUGACUCUUGCCCCACCAAAAACUGCAUAAUUUUAACGUCAUUCAUUUCUUCUUCUACAAAAGCAAUACACUUUUUGUGAUUUCUGGUGACAUCUAGUGGCUACUUAUGGACAUUCAAAAAAUAUAAUAUUUUAAUAGCACUGCAGGCCAGGCAUAAGCCAAAGCCAACCUGGAAGCAAUCUGCAAAGUAUCUGGCAUUUGCAGCCCCUUCAUAGGUUAUGCCUGCCUCUGGAAUAUUCUAAAAGGUUUGGGUCUCAAACUUUUAAGGAAUGCUUCUUCCCAUAUCAACCUGCUUGUGCACCAAGAUCAGCAGAGGAGACCCUUUUCCAUGUUUCAUCUGUUAGAGCUGCCAUAUGUCUGCAUUCUCCAGGAUAUUAUUGGGACUUCAAAGGCAGAAAUGACAUCCAAGGGGCGACUUCCAAAAGGUGGCUCUUUGGCCUGGAAAAUAAAAGCUCAACAAUUUAGAGGUCUUCCUAAAAGAAGCUCAACAACUUUCGGGGUGCCUUCCUGAAUGCCCUGCCUGUAUUCUUUUAAGCACCAACUCAAUAAUGUUUCACUUUACUAGGUAUUUUAGAGCAUGAUAUUUUUAGCACACUGAAUAGUUUUAUUCUUGUUCAUCUUAUGUUAUCACUGAAUUGUGUUGUAAUGAUGUCAUGUUUCUGUAGUUUGAAGUUUCCUUUAAAUGCUACAGUUCACAUCCUGUAAUUUAAUGCGAUCCUAGAAGCCAUUUUUGGAUGAAAGUUGGCUUACUUUUUUUUUUAAAGUUAAUGCCCCUUGUUACAUACAGUACAGUACAUAUCAGUUUGCAUAAUGUAUUUUUCCCUCAGGGGUGAGGGAAAGAGAAUGAGCCAUGCAAAACUCUGAUGCCCCACUGUCAUCUCCAAAAAUCUUAUUCAGCCACCCUUAUGGAGAUUUUAACAAGCAUCACCCAAACAGUUUUAAAGCAUAUCAGUGCUGGAAACUUGGAUUCUGAAAUUCUCUGAAAACUGAAUUUUGCACCACUCUUCCACAGGUUAAUCCCUUAAUGCUUUUGGUAGUGAUCUUGCCUUUUCCAACCAUAGGAAUUAUGUUUCUUUUACCAGAUGUAUGUAGUGAAGGGGCUAAGAGACUACAGUAUAUAUCAUCAAACUCCUAGUUCAAACGUGGCCUCUGCCUUGAGCUCACUAGAUGGCCUUAGAUCAGGGGUCAGCAAACUUUUUCAGCAGGGGGCUGGUCCACUGUCCCUCAGACCUUGUGGGGGGCUGGACUAUAUUUUUUGGGGUGGGGUGGGGUGUAAAUGAACGAAUUCCUAUGCCCCACAAAUAACCCAAAGAUGCAUUUUAAAUAAAAGGACACAUUCUACUCAUGUAAAAACACGCUGAUUCCCAGACCAUCCACAGGCCGGAUUUAGAAGGCGAUUGGGCCGGAUCCGGCCCCCGGGCCUUAGGUUGCCUACCCAUGCCUUAGAUGAGCCAUAUGGGGUGUUUUAAGUGUUCUGGGCUGGGGUGUUGCUUGUUCUUCCUCUAUUUCACUGAUCUGAACUCUAUUAUUCAGUGCCGUAGUGUACAAUUUAGGUGAUGAGCCUGCUGGAUAGGAUGUCUAUGUAAGUGAUAUAGGCAUACUUAACAUGGUCCUUAUAAAAACGAUAAGAUAUGGCUGUUAUAAAAACUACAAGAAAAUGUAUAUGUAAUUCUUUGAACACUGUCAAAGGGUUAAAUAAAUGGCAGAUAUUUUAUUACCCUACAGUUUUGAAAUGAAUAGGGAGAAAUACAGUAGCAUGAUCUCUCAACUUUAUUUUGGGAUAUGGCAGCAUGUCAAAGUUGCUGCCAAGCUGACAGCAGAGCAAGCAAAAUAGCAAACUUGUACUCUGUCCACUAGCAAUAUGUUCACCAUCUUUUGUUGCUUUAAACCCAGAGGUUCUCAUAAAACAAAACACGCACACACAUAAAAGAGGACGGUUGUUUCUGGUAGCACCUUAAUCAUUGUUUUUAAAGCUCGUUUCCAGUUCAUGUCAUUUUUACAUCAUACAGAUAAAACCAAUAACACACAAAAAAGUUUCAGGAUGCAGUAAACACCUCUGAGCUGCAGGUCACAUGAAGAGACAUCACUGACCAUCCUUGUGUGCUUCAAAUUGCCCACUUUGGCAAUUUGGGAGACUGGCAUAGGGGAAAGUUGUUGCACAGUAAACUAUUGGUAAAGGAGGAAGGUGGGGCAAUGGAGGAUGUAGGGAGUGGCUAAAUGUAAUCCUGAAGACAUUUUUUUAUAUCACUGAGGCAAUUUUCUUGGUGCUGGCACCGCAAUACUUUGUCCAGCAAGAGCUGUGCCAUGUGAUCUUUGGCUCAAUACGGUCAACCCUUCAGGCACAAACAGAAUUCCAGAUCACCACAGGAAGCACAGAAGAUGGACAGAGAUGAGAGAAGCACAUUUUUGCAUGCAGCGUGAAAAUUGGGUGUGGCAGCCUGGCCAGUUUGUAAUGGUUUCCAUCUGUCAAGGAGCCUACUAGGUGCCAUCUUAGGUAAGUGGUGGUGAACCUUUUAGAGACCGAGUGCCCAAAUUGCAACCCAAAACCCACUUAUUUAUCACAAAGUGCCAACAUGGCAAUUUAUGCUCUAUGUCCAAGACUAAGAAUUUGGGGACUCAAAUUUUAGAGAAUGGGGGGAGAUGGCUCAGAGUUGUUGAGCUUUUUUGGGGGGGAAGAUUGCCCAAAGUUGUUGGGCUUUUUUUGGGGGGGGAUGGCACAGCGUUCUGCAGUUUUUUUUUUAAGGGAAGAAUACAGAAAAUCACCUCUUAGAAACACUGAAAUCCCUCACGUCAACACAGCCAGCAUGCGCCUGCCCAUUCACCAACAGCAGAUCGCCAGCUGAUUGGCGGGUGUGCAACUCCUCCCAAUGCCGCUGCGGUCGAAGCAUUUCCGGCUCACAGAAGUGGGGGGCACGCAACAUCCACCAAUGACCCUGUGGCUGGAACACACUCUAGGGAGCAUUUCCCACCAGCACUGGUGUGUGUGUGGGGGGGAGCAGCUGGUCACUUUGUCUGCUGGGGCGAUGGCACACAUGCCCACAGAUGGCUCUGAGUGCCCACUCUGGCACGAUUGCCAUAGGUUCACCACCACUGUCUUAGGUUGAUCUAUUUGUUCUGGAUUAUGGAGACUGGGAACAGUGAGCAGACCAGAAGCUCCAUUAAUAGCAGUCUAUUUCCCCAGAGUUGCUUAUCUAAGGAAUAAAACGAACAGAAGUGUCUCAUUUGAAGGGCCUGCUUACCUGGGCCUGCAGACUGAGCAAGUUCUAGUGUGCGUCAUAUUCGGGGUUUCUUUCCAACUUAAUUAAGCCUGUGUGCAUUCUUACACUCCAUGAAAUCUGUAUUUUUUCUGAUCUGUGCUGUGGCAUGGGAUUUCUAUGGCAUGUUCUUUCAUUUGCCUCAUUAAUCUGGAGAGCGCGCAGAUGUUACAGCAAACCGUUGAGGAUUUUUGCCUGGCAAAAUGUACAAUGGUGAUAUCCUGGGGCGAGUAUAAAUAUGAUGCAUCAGGCUUCCAACUGUCUACUUGGAAGGCAGACUGCAAUGGAAUUUUAAAAACCGCAACACAAAACACCAGGAUGUGUGAUGGUAUUUGAGAUGUAAAAUUUAUUAACAUCUAACUAAACUAGUUACAGGGGAUCAAAUACAUAAUAUGUUACACAGUAAGAUGAGCCAGAACUUUUAUAGCAAGUUCAUGGUAUAAAAAGAAAAAACAAAGAAAACUGGAAGACAAUAAUAUUGCAACAGUGAAAACACCCAUUGUAUAAUGAUACAGUCCAUCAGCAGGUUAAAGUAAGUACCUUCCCAAUCCAAAUGAGAUUAUCAUUUGAACAAUGAAAUAUUUGUAGCAAUCAAGCGUUCAUGUGAAGUAGAGUAACCUCUGAACAGUAACUUGAAAACCAAAAUGUUAAAGGAUCAUCCUAGUUUCUACUGAAGGAGGCCAGGAUUGUUGUUGGUUUUUGUGUGUGUUUUUUUUGCAAGGAGUCUAACAAGAUCGUGUGAAAAAAAUCAAAACAAUAUUAAAGAAUUUGGAAAUAUAUUAAUGUGGCAGCUAAAUAGGGAGAAAAGUAGAGAAGAGCGAUAGCUUUAUUGUCCUUAGAUUUAGGUGAAAAAAUAGUUGCUUUAAGUAAAAAAAGAUAUGCAGUAACACUGAUUAUGUUUUAUUGACAAGAGAAAGCUAGCUUAUUUUCCUUCUUUAUUUCCCAAAGAGCUUCAGUAUGGAGAGAGACCAUCCAAUCCACCUUCUUCACAGCACCCUAAACUGUUAUUUUUCUCCUUCCAACUACUUCAGACGGUUUAGAGAAUACAAGAAAUUCCCUUAUAUAUUUUUCCCAAACAAAAACAACUUUCACUGUUCUGUAUAUUUAUGUAUUAUAGGGUAACAGAGAACAGAAAAAAAUGUAGACCAGUAGAAAAAGCAGCUAAUUUUACUCAUCCAAUAUAUCAAAUCUGCACCAGCCCCAAACUGAGGAGAUUCUGUGCUUGGUACAUUUGAACCAAGCAUAGAAUGAACAUGACGAAAGAAUGACAAAGGUGGAACAAUUAAAUUCAAAAAUAAGAGUUGGGAUAGAUGGAUACAUGAUUGCACCCCACCUGAUUGUAGCCAUGGUCAGUUAGCAUACCCCAGACAAGGUUACCAAUGAUAUGGUCUUAUCCUGGCGCUAGGGUGCCCUAUUUCUCAAAAGGGAACCCUCUAUUUGAAGGACUGUCAGAUUCAAGUCUGGUUUAUAGAUUUAGGAACCACAAGAAGGGAGAGCAGAGAAGACCUUGAAGUUGCUCAUCAACGAUUAAUACCUGGACAGCAGGAUAGCUCACCUGGUCACAGUCUUCUCCACUAUAAGAUGUACUGACUUUCUAAUUAAAUUAUAGUACUUAUUUCUAAAUUUGCAUAACCAAAUCUGUAUCAUCUUUAAACUCGUUCCUUUAGUGAUGCAAUGCAAUGGUGGUUCUGCCCGGAGCAAGCUAGAGUAAUUCUGGCCCUGGAUAGUUGCUUCAACUUGUCCUGCCCCAGCAAACAUUUUGCAGAGAAAGUUCCUUUGGAUCCAACCUCAUAUACUUGUACGUAUGUUAUUAUUGGCUCCUUCCUUGAUUUCCUUCCACUGGCAGGUGAAAACUGUUUUAUUCCUCCAGUUCUUUUGGGAAUUGACUGCAUAUAAGGAAACGGCUCUCAAUAGUGUGAUGUACUGUGUCCCCUCCUCCCACUGCCUGCAUUUUAAUGGAUACAGUUUCAACAUAGUUUAACUGCUUUUUAACCAUAACCUUUAAUAUGUUUUUAGCUAUAUGUGUGCUUCAUUUGUAUUUAAUUUUUGUGAUUCCCAGUUAUGGGAGAAAGGUGGGAUAUAUAUAGUGCUAAUAAUAAUAAUAAUAAUAAUAAUAAUAAUAAUGGUAUCUAGAUGUAUGUUUAAUUGAUAAGAUACUAAGGGUGCUUCCAGAUGGUAGUUUGUGGUAUCAAAAACAGAAAAGAACUCAAAAAAACCCAAAACAACCUUAGCACCCUAAUAGAAUAGUCUGAAGCUUCCACCACUGGUUUGGUGCUUCAUUGCUUCUUAAAUUGUAGUGCCCAGAAUCGGACACAGUAUUCCAGGUGUGGUCUGACCACAGCAGAAGAGAGUGCUGCUAAUACUUUCCUUGAUCUGCUGUUCCUCCUGCACCAAUGCUGCAAAUCAGUGUGGAGCAGCUGAAACCAGCAAGGAAACAGACAGUCCUGCCAGUGCCAGAGUGCAGUUGUCAGGUACCUGACAGAAACCUUCCACUUGUAAGUGCCCUCAAAUAAUAUCAGAUAUGUAUAGAAUGAGUUGGUAUGGAUAUUCAGCCAGGUCCCAGCAAUUGCUGAAGCAAUUGCCUUUCCUCUUUCAUGGCACGUAAAUCAUGCAGGUUUACACCUAAUUACACCUUUAGAGUGAAUUACAGUAAUCGAAUUGUUUAGGUGGUGAUUGCAGGUAAUAAUAUGAACAUGCAAAAUUUCAGUGGAGUGGGACCAGUCCAAUUACAUAACUGGAUCCGAAGGGUUAAGACAACACAAAGUGAUGUGUGCAUGCCCUUGCACCACACUUGAGUAUCCUCCCCCAAAUAUUGGAAAAUCAGGCUGCCUAAUAUCCAGAAUUACGUACUAUGGUGGUGGUGAUCAUUGGCAUAUUUACCUGCCACAUUUUGCUCUAGUGAGGUGGGCUGGUAAUUCCUCUUACCAUAUGCAUAUACUCAGGAGAAUAAGAGGUGAUCAGGGUGGAAAUAUUUAAAAGAUCACAAAAAUACGUGAUUAAACCCUUAAUUUCAAUUGCUGCAUUCAUGGGCUCGGCCCUCCCUUGAAAAAGAAAAGCUAUGGGUUUUGCAGAAGAUUGGAUGAUGUGUGUGUAAAAGGUGAAAUUACGGCCCUGUGCCAAUGUGAUAAAGGUCAGAUGAAAUGAUGGUAAGCUAUCUGUCAUAAGUGAUGCAAUGUGUGUGAUGAACUGGCCAUAUGCCUGUUUCAUCAUGCAUCCAGUUCCCCAUUCUAUAUAUGUGAAAUCGAGAAAACAGCGAAAUGAACAUGGUGACCCACAGGGUUUGCAAAUCUUUCUUUUUAAAAACCAAAACAAAAUCUAGCAAACAAAAAUUGAAGCAAUGCACAGAGCAAUGCUCCUUUUCAAAUUGGAGCCUAGAGUUCUAUCCCAGCAUUAACUGACUAAUGCAUGCAUUACGGUAAGCUCUUGGCUCAUGAACAAUGAUUGCAUCUGUUUCUUUAAAAGCUGCAUUAAAUGUUUUGGGUUUUUUUUUAACUGCAUUUCAACUGUACAAAGCAAUAAAAGACAAAAGGAAACAAGUGUUUCCAAGGACAGCAGCAGCUAAGCAUCCAAAGCAGUAACAUUUCUGAAAGUGCAAGGCAAAAUUAAAUACCUAAGUAUUAACUGACUGUAAGCACGGAAUAUGAUUUAUGCCAAAGAUGAUAUACAAAUAAAUGGAUUGUAAAUGAAAGAGUGAAUGUGUCCAAAAAUGGAACAAACUUUGUCUGGAAAAUAAUUACUUUUUUUUAGAAGGAAUUGUCCCAAAGAAAAUUACAAGUUACAAGAAAUCUCAAUUAGUGCAAAAAAUAUAUAAUGUGUGAUAUUGUCAAAUAGUGAGACACUGCAAGUAAAUUGCUAUGCGGAUGGAAGGGUGUGGGGAAGAAAAGUUAGAAUAACUGUCAUUGCUUUAUAUGAAUGAAAAACUAGGUAUGUUAUCUCCAUAUUGAUCUAGGGUCCCAAAUUCACAUUGGGACUCUAGUAUAGGAGGGGGGGCAUUACCGGUUACCAGAUGUCCCCGUUUCCCGGGGAAAGUCCCCGGAUUUAUAAAUCAGUCCCCUGACAAAAUCAAUCUAUUUAGUAGGGAGUUGAAAAGUGUCCCCAGAUUCAUUGAUAAAAAUCUGGUAACCUUAUUUACCUCGUUCUCCAUAAUCCUAAUCUGAACUGCCCACACCAGCACCUUGCCUAUAAAAAAAGAGUUUCCAUUGAGAUGAAUGAGAACAUUUUUUUCUUAUGCACAUCGCUGGUGUGGACCGCCCAGAUCCUAACCAGGACUGUAGCAGGGGGCAACGGCUUGAACCCUCCAUGCUAAGGUCCCAGCUCAGAGCCUGCACCCCACACUACCAAUUUGUAUAAAAAAAAACACCACCAUUGCAGUUAAGGGCACAAAUAUGGGGCCAACAUAGUGCCUAGUUAGACCCUGAGUGUUUAAUGAGGCAGCAAGCAAUUGUUGUGCUGAGUGAUAGACAUGAUAUUAUUGUAAUGGAUAAUCUUAUAAAUAAAUAAACGGAGAAGUUAUUAACUGAUGUCUGAGGGGUCCCCCCCCCCUCCUUCAGAUGGAAAGUUUAUAAAGUUUUGCUAAAAUUUGGUUUCCCUUGAAACUGCUUAGGCAUAUAUAAAUGGGAGAGUCCAGAAGGUCAUUAACGUUUUCUAUUUCGCCACUCCAUCAAUGUGCAUCUGCAGAACAAACUGGUUAACUAUGUUAGCUUUAGUUUUGCAUGGUGGUGUGCUUGUGCCGUUGCGAACGCUCGUCCUCAUGCAUCUUGUGUCUAGCUAAAUUAGUUGUGAUCUAGUUGUGCACUAUACAGUAUGCAGGAAAAAACCUGCCUGAAUCUGUUCGCUUAUUAGAAGGAACAGCUCUAAACCAGGUGGGACAAAAUGCUUGUAUGGAGCUGCUCCCUUUGCCAUAAGUGAUUUGGGGCAGCUCACGCAGGGAAAAGCUCCGUAAGCAUAUUCAAAUUGAUGUAUUUUACUUCUGUUCACAGCACUUGGAUGCAAGACAUGUACUACAUACUAAGAUGAAGAAAGAAUGCUUUACUAAUUUACAGAAAGUACCAUUCAACACUGUAACCCAGGACCACUCUCCCAUCAGUUUGUAGGCAAUGGACCUGAAAGCUUAUAGAAGUAUGUGUUUCAGACUCUAAUUUUCUGCACACACGUUUCCUGUUUAGCAUGAUAUUAUAUUAAAACUGUGAUUUAACAAAAGAAAAACAAACAAGACUGCCACCUACAUUCCAAAGUGCUGUUUUGUCUACUUUGGAUUCCUUCUUCAACAUGCUAAAGAUGCUCAUGAAGAUAUUAGAAUACAUAGAGAGGAUAUAGGAAAAACAUAACCAUUUUAGUGCAAGACAAAUAUUUACCUUAAAACACUAAACAGGUAAAGGAAGAUCAUAUAUUCCAUACAUUGUAUCUAAGGCAGAUGGUUUUUUUUUUAAUAAUACAAGAUAAUAAAUGUGCUGCUCAGAAGAGGUAGAAAAUACCGAAAUCUUAUUUCAGAAAACACCUGUCUCUUAACCACAAUUAGGUACUUUGCAAAUAGUUAAAAAGGAGGGCUUUUAAAAAAAUUGUCUAGCAGGAUCUUUUUAUUAAAAACAAACCAGAAUAGUGAAAUAAAGAGUCCAUGCUCUGUAAAGAUAUUGCCAGCCCCAAAGAAAACCGUGUUUCUUUUCCAUUUGGUCAUUUUUUUUUACCCACAAGCUCUGUUUAGGACUACCACUAAAUUGCAUUUAACCAAAUGGUACUUUCGAGGAAAAGGUAGCUGCUCGCAACUAACAGCUUUUCUAUUGGAUUUUAAUACGAAUUAAGCCAUCACUAACUUUGGUUGGACUGUGCCUCAAAAGUUCAGUCUACACAGCAUGAUUCAUAUACGCCAACUGUACAAAUCUGGGACACGUUCCACUUGGAACUUCCACUGUGCGAGCCCUGCUGAAGUCUGCAGUGGUCCAGCUUCCGUAAAGGUCAACAAGGCAUAAGAGAAGUUCCUAGGUGUCUGUGUCCUUUUGCUUGCUUGUAAGGCAGUAGAACCAUCAAUGCUACUACCGCUUAGUACUACUUUCUUGGAAUAGGUUAG
Molecule: messenger RNA, 10461 nt
Organism: Podarcis lilfordi (Lilford's wall lizard)
Lineage: Eukaryota; Metazoa; Chordata; Lepidosauria; Squamata; Lacertidae
Source: the annotation of a GenBank genome assembly